Messenger RNA from Spinacia oleracea (spinach), 1062 nucleotides. RefSeq lists its product as uncharacterized. The transcript is spliced from 2 exons. The record is from RefSeq and is a predicted model, not a curated record. The coding region runs from base 196 to 750 and encodes 184 amino acids. Gene Ontology annotation, molecular function: double-stranded RNA binding; protein kinase binding; protein kinase inhibitor activity. Lineage: Eukaryota; Viridiplantae; Streptophyta; Magnoliopsida; Caryophyllales; Amaranthaceae. Gene Ontology annotation, cellular component: nucleolus. Gene Ontology annotation, biological process: negative regulation of protein kinase activity.
AACAUGUUUUAGACGGAGUACUUUUACAUCCUUUCUUCUGUUUUCUUGUCUUUCCCGUUACCUUCCGGGAGCCCGCAACUCCUGCCAUCAAAUUUUUAGGGUUUGAAUUCGCUGAUACCCCCAAUUCUUCGAAAAUCCUCGACUAAUCACACGAUCUUAUCAUACUAUCUUUCAAUUUCUCAUAUAAUCCUUACAAUGUCGACGGGUCAAGCGAGGGCGGUGUUAGAAGGGGACUUACAGAUAGUUGCGGUGGCAGAUAAGCCGUCGACAGUGGCUGCUUUGCCGCCCAGACCACCUGCAAGUGGUGGUUCGUCGAACAACGCGCUCGUGGAGUACACUCGCCCUCGCUUUAAAGAAGAAGAGGAAGAUUUGGAGAUAAAACUACGUCGUAUUCUCGAGAAUGUUCCUGUUCGUGUUAGUAACACUUCCGGUAGUUCUGCUGGUUCCGGCUCCGGUGAUUUCCACCAGUAUCGGCAAAUGAGGCGGAAAGAGCAAGACAGACUUGUGAGAAUUGAGGUUGACUAUCAAAGAAGGAAAGAGGUAGCAGAAUUCGAAUAUAGAAGAGAACAAAGACUGAAAGCUGCCGAAGAACAAUCAUCAAAAAAGCGUGCAAAACGUCAAAAGAAGAAGCAGAAAAAGAAGGAGAAGAGAAGCAAACUUAAUGCCGGUGGAGGAGAGGAGCAUCAGAAAGAGGGUGUUUCCGAUGACAGCGGAGAUUCUGAUAAUGGUGAGAAGACAGCGGACGAUUGAACGUGAUUUUCCUGCAACUGCAAGAUUACACAAAUUGGUGACUUUGUGAUUGGCUGAAACAAAAGAUAUGGGGCUGCCCUUGAGCCUUACCAACUGUGGGAUCGUACGGCUGGAAACUAAAAAUGAUAGUUGCAUGGUUUGAUCCUUCUUGGAUACUCAUGGCUAAGCGUCAACAUUUAUGUACUCUCCUGACUGAGCCAGUUGGUUAUCGGCGAUGUAGUUUCUUUUAUAGAACGCGAAGUUGUAUGCGUAAUUUACUCGCUAACCACUCUACUACUUAAUCCAUAUGCGCUUGCAUAAUUUUUUAUUUUA